AAAAAUCCACAUCCCCACAUUGGAAGCCCCAAAAAACCCUCCGCGUUGCUGAGGAUACGAUACAUAUACCCAAGCGAAAGAGAGAGGAAACAGCCCCUCCUCUCGCCGCUCUCUCUCUCUAAACAGACGCCCCCUUUUCUCUCUCUAAACCAAACCAAAGAAAACCCUUUGAGACCCUUUUCUGAACGUUCCAUUUUCUUCUCUCUCUGGAAUGGAGGCGGAGCGUUUCAUGGUGGACGACCUUCUCAACUUCACCUUGGACGUGUGUGGGGAGGUGGUAGAUGACGACGAUAAUGACAAAAAUACCCUCAAACCCCCUCCCUCUUCUUCCCUAGAGUUGUUGGACCGAAACACCCAGGACCCAGAUGAGCUUCCGAGCCUCUCCCCUGAAUCUGCAGAGGAAGAGCUAGAAUGGUUGUCGAACAAAGACGCAUUUCCAGCAGUCGAGACGUGCUUUGAACUUCUCCCGGACCACCCUGGCAUUGUCCUGAACCACCAGAGCCCCGUGUCAGUGCUAGAAACCGCCACCACGACCACCACUAGCAGCAGCACAAGCAAUAGCAAUAGCAAUAGCAGCUCGAUCACGACUUGUCCAGUCAGCAUUUUAGUUCCAUGGUGUUACCCGAUGAAAGCACGGAGCAAGCGGCGUUUGAGGCGGCGACGUGGGUUUUCCGACUUGUCGAGUCAGCAUUGCUGGUGGUGGAACCACCAAGCAAAGGUUAAGACUAGCAAGAAGGAAUUGCCCAGAUUACCCCCAGCACCACCAAGUGCCACAAGAAUUGGAAGGAGGUGCCAGCAUUGCCAGGUGGACAAGACCCCACAAUGGCGGGCGGGUCCCAUGGGGCCCAAAACAUUGUGCAACGCAUGCGGCGUCCGGUACAAGUCGGGGCGGCUCGUGCCCGAGUACCGCCCAGCAUGCAGUCCGACGUUUUCGAGUCAGUUGCAUUCGAAUUCUCACCGGAAGGUGAUGGAGAUGAGGAAGCAGAAGGAGAUGGGAGGAGGAGGGAUGACGGUGGCAAAUGGAGCAUGUUGAUAUAGAGUAGGGUAGAGGUGAGUAUUUUUCCUUUGUUCUUUUUAGGAUAGUUUUAGAUUUAGGAACUAGGGUUUGUUGUAAUGGGCUCUGCUGAAUUGUUAGUGAACCGCAUCUGGUUUGUUUUCAUCAAAACACAUCAGGGGAAUUUUGACUUUUUUUCUAGUGUCAGUCAGGUAUGCGUUAUUAGAAUAGAAAACCCUAAAAAGAUUUGGUUUUGGUUUUAGUUUUUUGGCCAUCAAUUACAACUUUUUUGCUUGAUUGAUUGGAAA
Rhododendron vialii is the source of this 1302-nucleotide messenger RNA. RefSeq names its product GATA transcription factor 1-like. Gene Ontology annotation, biological process: regulation of DNA-templated transcription. NCBI's taxonomy places the organism in Eukaryota, Viridiplantae, Streptophyta, Magnoliopsida, Ericales, Ericaceae. The record is from RefSeq and is a predicted model, not a curated record. The transcript has 2 exons. Bases 212 to 1033 code for a protein of 273 amino acids. Gene Ontology annotation, molecular function: zinc ion binding; sequence-specific DNA binding.